Gadus macrocephalus (Pacific cod) is the source of this 2909-nucleotide messenger RNA. Its product is annotated as tyrosine-protein phosphatase non-receptor type 14-like. Lineage: Eukaryota; Metazoa; Chordata; Actinopteri; Gadiformes; Gadidae. Gene Ontology annotation, molecular function: protein tyrosine phosphatase activity. The record is from RefSeq and is a predicted model, not a curated record. Gene Ontology annotation, biological process: lymphangiogenesis; protein dephosphorylation.
UCUCCCUCUGCCCCCCUAUGUCUCUCGCCCCCUCUCUCUCCCCCUCUCUGCAGUGCAAGGCCCUGGAGCAGAAGCUGGAGGAGGAGCGGGUGUUCACCGAGUACGAGCAGGUGCCCAAGCGGCGGGCGGAGGGCGGGCCGGCCACCGCCACGCUGGCCGACAACAGCGAGCGCAACCGCUUCCGGGACGUGGUCCCAUACGAGGAGAACCGCGUGGAGCUGGUGCCCAACAAGGAGAACAACACGGGCUACAUCAACGCCUCGCACGUCAAGGUGACCAUCAGCGGUGAGGAGUGGCACUACAUCGCCACCCAGGGGCCGCUCGCCAACACCUGUGCCGACUUCUGGCAGAUGGUCUGGGAGCAGGGCGUCAACGUCAUCGCCAUGGUGACCGGCGAGGAGGAAGGGGGCCGGUCCAAGAGCCAUCGCUAUUGGCCCAAGCUGGGCUCCAAGCACAACUCGGCCACCCACGGGAAGUUCAAGGUCACCACCAAGUUCCGCACCGACUCCGGUUGCUACGCCACCACGGGGUUAAAGGUCAAGCACCUCCUGUCGGGCCAGGAGCGGACCGUCUGGCACCUGCAGUACACCGACUGGCCCGAGCACGGCUGUCCCGAAUACGUCCAGGGGUUCCUCUCCUACCUGGAGGAGAUCCAGUCGGUGCGACGCCACACAAACUCCAUGCUGGACACCUCCAAGAGCCUGAACCCCCCGGUGGUGGUGCACUGCAGUGCGGGCGUGGGCCGCAGCGGCGUGGUCAUCCUCACCGAGCUCAUGAUCAGCUGCCUGGAGCACAACCAGGCGGUGGAGGUCCCCACCAUGCUGUCUGGCCUCCGGCAGCAGAGGAUGCUGAUGGUCCAGACCAUCGCCCAGUACCAGUUUGUUUACCAGGUGCUCAUCCAGUUCCUCAAGAACUCCCGCCUCAUCUGAACCAAUGAACCCGUGAUGUCAUGUGUGACCGUCGACCCUAACCAGAAAAAAAUCCUUUUCGGUUUGGGUUUAUUUAAUAUCGGUUAUAUUUAGAUUGACAGACACGUUAAAAUGUUGGGCAUUAAUGUUGGCCAGGCUAAGAAGGAGAGGCUCUGCGUUGGUCUGUCUAGAUAACAGGACUCUACCUGUGUGGUGCUGUACACGUCUGUGAUUCUCCUUCCUUCGCUCUAAUGUUAGGCGUGCUGAUGUAGUACCCUCCCCCGCCAACAGGAGGAGCCUGCGGGUCGUUGAAAGAGAGUAGAGAAACACCGCAAGGCAGAGAGACGUUAAACAAAAACUAAGGUUUAACGACGUUAUAGUAAUUGCAUUCCAGGAAAUACAAUUGAUGACAUAAUUUAUUUAGUACAAUAUGAUUUUUAGAAACAAAGUCCCCCGUUUCAGAUCAAACAAAUCAUGUGUCAAGUUACAUAAUCCACGAUGAGCUGUAACUACACACAGAUGGUUAAACAAAUUAUGGAAUCAAUUAGGUAUCAAUAUUUAACAGGUUAUUGCUUCAAGUCUCAACAUUUCAUGACGUUUCAGUUCUACCGUUAUUUAUUAUCUUUCGAAGCAUCAUUUCAAGAAUAAUUUCAUAAUUUCACCUUAACCGAUGCUAUAACUUUUUAAUCUUGCUUGCGCACCGUUUUAAUUUGAAUAGUGUGGCUUUUUAAUAUUAAUAACUCUUAAUUUACAUCAGACUUACUGUAUUCUCAUUAAGCAUUUGUUAGCUAAAUGUGUACAAUACAAUUCCCUCACACAUACACACACACAAACGUAACAUACCACACAUCCAUGUUAUUUAUCUAACUUAAAAGAAAAGAUAUGAACUUAUCUUAAACCUCUUUGUUCAUCGAGUUCAACAUUAGCAAAGUCAACAACAUUAAGUAACAAUGGUAGCUGUUGUUGUAGUUUGGUCUAUGGAGAACCAGAUCGCCAUGGAGACAACGUUGCUCCGAUGACAAAGAAACAGCUCCAAAAUGGAGGGGACGGUUUCUUUGUCUGUUUAACACUGUUUGUGCCUUAUUGACAUUUCUAAAACAAAAGAGAGGGAGUCACUUACUGGUAUUCCUUGUAGCUUAGUUGUAAAAAUGAUCAAUGUUAGUACUAAAACCCCCAGUGUUUGACACACUAUGCGUUCAGUUCUGUAGACAAAAUCAUAACAUUUCACCAUGGACUCUAUGGUUUUGCAGUUACUUGACCUCUCAUGGCUUCUAACCAUUGCCUCCUUUCUGAUAAAGUCUAUGGUAGAAAGCCAGGGAAUUAUUUUCAUUUAGGUCAUCAAGGUGGCCAUUUGUAUUUUUGCUACCAACACCAACGUUGUGUCAGAAAAAGGCGGCCAUUUCCUAGAGCGACUGAUUGAUUCAAACCCACAAAGUAUAGCGUAACCACGUGCCGAAAUCUGUAUACAAAAUAGCCACACUCAGUAGCAGUUCAUUAUGUACGACUGGCUCUAUUAACCGGUUGUAUUCUUUUCAAACGUAAUGCAAAGCCAGCCAUGUCCAAAGUAUCUCUGUACAUAACGGACGUGAAAAAAAAAAGAUUUCUACGAAUGUCUUUUUAUUACUUUUGUUAUUAUUUUUCGACUUGGUACCCCUAAGCUACCGUAAGAUAAUAAUAUACUAUGCAUGCUUUUUUUUAUACUCCCUGUAUAUAAAGUAUCCUUCAUCAGAUCAGUAUCGGCUUCAAGCUUCACGGCUGAACUCUUGGCGACAAUAUUUCUCACCUACUGCAUUCCACUUGUUUUGUUUAUUUUCACACAAUAUUUUGGCAAAAUAUCUGGACGGCUUUCAAAAAUUGUAUUGUGUAAAUAUGUUUUGUAUAUGCUUUUUUUUAUUGCAUUAUUGCAUAUUGUAUAUGUCUUUUCUCCCCUCCCCCCCCCCUUCCAAUCAUGUACAAGCUUUCAAACUUGCCCAUAAUACAAUAAAGCCUUAUUUUCUCUAA